Aureobasidium vineae is the source of this 996-nucleotide messenger RNA. The record is from the annotation of a GenBank genome assembly. Lineage: Eukaryota; Fungi; Ascomycota; Dothideomycetes; Dothideales; Saccotheciaceae.
AUGGCUCGUCUGACUGACCUGCCCNCCGAAAUUCGACUGAAGAUCUAUGAACUCAUGCUGGUCGAUCCCAUCCGAGAUGGGUUGCGCAUCACCUUAACAUCAGACCGUCUCGACAGCACCAAGACAACAUGGGGCCGGGCUCGUUGUGUACAAUCUGACCAGUCACACAAAGAAGGACACACCGCUCAUCCCUGCCGCAUCGACGUCUCGCCGUUUACUCUACAUCACCUCGACUUCACCGACCUGCUAUCUUUGGCCAGUGCCAACAGGGCAUUGUACCUAGAAGCCAGUCAGACGAUGUACAACAACGCAUAUCUCACUUACUCGUUUGGUCAACUCCCACCUGCCGCCAAAUUUCUGAAAUCUUCCUCUGCCUUCACACCCCUCGGUCGCUACUUCGAAGAACACAGUUCCAUAACCUGCGCUAUGCUCAUCUCUCUGGUCAUCCACGAUGGACCCGCCACUAUAACUUCUCGCGACAUGAAAUUUGUUGUCGAUCUCAUCAACUCUCGCCUUCCCAAUCUGCGCGUCUUUGGAUACCAGAUCGAUGAGGAUACUGCAGUUUCGCCAUCAGAACUUGACCGCGGCUCUUAUCGCAGAAUUUGUCGUACAUUUGGGACUAUCCAACCUUUGGCUCAACUCAAGGUCGGUGUUUGCGCAUUUCUCGAGCUACCUGUCUCUUCGAGACUCGCCUCAACAAACCCACAGUCGUACCAGGCGAUUUGCUCACUAAGAGAACUCACCUGUGAACAUGCUAUGAGAACUAUCAUAGACAGGGUCGAGAGCCGCCGUCUCAUGCACGAUUUCCAUGAAGAGGCGCUGGACCGUGGUUCGUAUCUUCAAGUCACUCUAGCCCUUCGUUCGAUGUCAGCUACGAAGAAACGGGUCAGAAAGGAAACAGCUCUCUUGGAGGAGUUGUUGGUUGGUAUGCACAGGUUUGGCAACCUUGACCGUAACUACCGUGAUAUGCUUUCGGAUCUUCGUCGUUUCCAAUGA